AGAGCAUGAAUAACGGUACUCCACAAUAUUUACUGAAAUGUUUCAUCGACUCACCGAUGUCGGGCAUCCAUGGCGCAUAUAAUUAAACCACUAAACAGCAAAUACAGGCCUUUUCGCGUGUAGAUUGUUUCGAGUAACGUUACUUCAACGCUAUACGAGCUAUUUAUUCAGUCUUAAAAUGGCCUGGAUCUGGAAGAAGAAGUCAGUGAUAGUGACCAGUCUGAUUGUGGUGGUGUCUCUGUUUUUGGUGGUGAUUAAUUACUCAGAGAAACCCUACUUCCUGCUGCAGCCUGUUUUCGGCCAGAGCUUCAAUAGAAACUGGAUGUUCUCUCGACCACCGCAUAAAGCCUUCAAACCCCACCGCGGCUACCUCAGCGUCCCUAACCAGGAGCCGUUGAAGCUGCGCUGUGAGGUUUGCAGUAUCGUGUCCAGCUCUGGCCAGAUGCUGGGGCGUGAGGCAGGGACUGAGAUCGACCAGUCCUCCUGCAUAUGGAGAAUGAACAACGCGCCCAGCCGGGGCUUUGAGAGGGACGUGGGCCGCAGGACGGACCUGAGAGUGGUGUCUCACACCAGUGUUCCCCUGCUAAUCCAGAAGCCCCAGCACUUCUUCGGCCAGGGGAACGAGACCGUCUAUGUGGUCUGGGGCCCCUUGCGCAACAUGAGGCAGGAUGGCAAGGGCAUUGUGUACAACAUGCUGCGGCAAGCGGUGGAAAACUACCCACAGUCUCGCAUCUACGUCACCACAGAAGAGCGCAUGAAUUACUGCGACACGGUUUUCAAAAAGGAGACAGGCAAAGACAGGAUUCAGUCGGGGUCGUACCUGAGCACCGGCUGGUUCACGCUCAUUCUGGCCAUGGACAUGUGCAAGGAGAUCCGAGUCUACGGCAUGAUCAAUGACACAUACUGCAAAUCAGAAGGCUACCGGAAGGUCCCGUACCACUACUAUGAAGCAGGAAGUCGUGACGAAUGUGCCGAAUACCUCUUGCACGAGAGCGCUCCUUACGGCGGGCACCGUUUCAUCACAGAGAAGGCUGUUUUUGCCAAGUGGGCAAAGACGCACCCUAUUAAGUUUUUCAGUCCGGAAUGGCAGCUGUCAUGACCAAGAGUCCCAUUCCGUCAGAAUAUUCCUUAACAUUACGGCCUUGUUGGCUCUUUCCCCUCUCCAUCUUAAAGUAACACACAUGAAACGUGUCAUGCAGUGGCUAAACGAAACAUUCGAAUGCAAUUUCAAAUGGUUGCUGUCCAAGAAAGUGUCCCAUGAUCGUGACCAUGAGGAGAGGUCUCUAAUGAAACUGGUGUGAUCGAAUAGUGGAUUUAGCAUGCUCUCAUGUUGUUCACAAUCAAGUAGUAUAUAUUUCUUUCAGAGUACAUACACUAAUUGUAGAAAGGAUGGGCUCAGUAGAAAACUAAGUCCUUAUUUUAUCUCUAAUCACCUCACAUUAGGGCUGGCCGAUAUACCAAAUUCUAUAUAAAAAUUAGAAAAUAAUUUUUCAGUGUUUUGAUGAUAUUCACUAAUCAUUUCUUUACAUAUAUGUGCUCUGAAAAUGGCAUGUUCUGAGUUUAAAAAUUCCACGGUAGUGGAAUAAAAAACAGGACUUUUAAAUUGAAAAUGUAACAAAAAAUCAAUUUUUGUUAAAUUGUUUUUAGAAUAUAGUGUCACGUGCGAAACGCUGCAAAAGACGUAAGAACAAUGCCCAAACAUGCCCUGGAAACGUGUAUGAACAGCCCUUUUAAAGGGAGAAUUUAUUUUAUUAUUAUUAUCAAACUAUUUCAACAAUUGUAGCCGAUUAGACUCAAAAUAACAGUAAAAAUCUGUGUAUAACAUUUUUUACUAAAACUUUUUUUUAGACAGCCAUUGCUGCAAUUAGAUUCAGAUUAUUAAAGCAAGUAAAUAGCCUACAGUAAAAAUCAAUACAGUAAAAAUCUGUGCAAAGUUUUUCACUAAAUAAACCCAAAUAUCUAAAACGAAAACAAGUAGCAAACAAACUGCAGAAUCAGAAUUCGAAUUACGUUUUUGCCACUAAAGUCUAAAUCAAAUAUGAUAUUAAAACAUUUCAGUAUAAACACUUUCAUACUAGAGUAUGACACAACGCAAUGGCUAAAUUAAAAGCCCAUUAAAUUAUGCAUAUAUUGUGAAAAUUUGAUACAUCUCCCAGCCCUAGUUUAUUUUCGUCUCAUAGACAAGUACUGGACUGAAACCAAUCUCUUUUUUAAUGGCCGUCAAACAUUUUUCGUCUGUACAAAACCCAUAAAAACCAUUAGCCUCAAAUCCUAAAAAUUCCCAAAGUGACUCGCAUAACUUCCUUUAAACCGCUUAAUAGGUCAUUCAGAACUUAUUAUCUCCUGUUUUUACUUGUGCAAAUGAAUACCUGAGUAGAAUGCAGGUGAUUGUUGAUCUGAGAUUGUUGAUUUUCUGUCGUUAUGUGCCAUGACAAGAAAGCAGCCGUUGCUUACGAUACUGUAUUGUAGGACUACUGUCGACAAAAGACGCAAGGAACGAUUCGGAGCGAGUGAAUGUGGAUGUCAAGACUGUGCCUGUAUGAAGUGUAGCAUUUCGCAACCUAUCCUUCAUUUUUAUGCCUUAUUUGCUUAUUUUUAAAAAAUGACACUCCUGUCCACCCCGUCAGAAUCCUGUAUUCCCGAGAGAUGAAGGUACGCUGUCCCUGUUGUCAGAUCAGCAGGUUAAUUUGAUCAGCUACUGUAGCUAAAUGUCGUAGCAUCAUAUAAACCAGCAGACAAUGCAGCGCCCUUGGGGAUCACCUACUGCUUCGAGACUCCCUCGGAGCUCGUCGUUGUGUGUUUUCCCUUUCAAACACAGCAUGCGCCCUUUUCUUUGCACGUAUCAAGAACGUUCAUCGUCGCCGGUACUGUGUAUGUAACAAGUUUUCGUAUCAGCUUGUGAUUCUGACAUCUUCUGGCAGCUCAGCCCGGACAGCCUUUCUUCUUAUGCACCGACCUGUGCAUGUUUGACCAGCACUGCAACAUCGCCUAAGCACCACCACAGUUUUUCCCUGGAGAGAAAUAUGUUCUGGGUGCACUAGAGAGAAUAUGAGACUGAUACACUGAACGGAAAGGAGGUGUCACUGCUGGAACACAUUGAUGUGAAACUACUCACGCCUCUGGCCAACCUGUUCAUUAAAACAAUUGAUGCCAGCUCAAUUUCUCAGAGUGCUGACCUGGGAUCAUCAUCUUUCGUCUGUAUUGAUUUUGUUCACCAUGUGGUAUAUAAAAAAAGAGAGCUGGUCAACAAAAGGCACUUCCACUCGAUGUAUUUUUGACUUUAGCUUCUGCUGUUCAUGCCUCAGUUUCACUUGAUGUUCUCAUGAUAUACACUACAUGGACGGUAUGGAAGUAUGUGGAUGCACUGCAAAAAAUCAUUGUUUUUCAGUAUAUUUUUGUCUUGUUUCCCCUUAAAACAUAGACAAAAUACAUUUGCUGGAGGUAAAUAAUGAGAUUUAGCUGAUUUUAUUUCUUAAGCUAAUAUUCACUACCGUUAAAAAUUUGGGGG
Messenger RNA from Pimephales promelas (fathead minnow), 3508 nucleotides. It is a transcript of the gene st6galnac3, whose product is annotated as ST6 (alpha-N-acetyl-neuraminyl-2,3-beta-galactosyl-1,3)-N-acetylgalactosaminide alpha-2,6-sialyltransferase 3. Lineage: Eukaryota; Metazoa; Chordata; Actinopteri; Cypriniformes; Leuciscidae. The record is from RefSeq and is a predicted model, not a curated record. Gene Ontology annotation, molecular function: alpha-N-acetylgalactosaminide alpha-2,6-sialyltransferase activity. Gene Ontology annotation, biological process: oligosaccharide metabolic process; ganglioside biosynthetic process.